UUUCUUUUUCUUUAUUUUUCAACGCACUUUUAUUUAUUGACAGCUAAAUGAAGACUUGUCAAAGAUCAUUUAAUGCAGGUAAUGAGGUAGUUGAAGAUUAUUACAAUACUUUGCAAAGAUACUCUACCUUGUACCGAAUACUUUUAUCGCGAGCUUACUCGACUGAAACGACAUUCAACCAAUGGAACCGUAUUGAUCUGAAACUUGUAAACGAGCUCGGCCUUACUCUUACUCAUUUACAAAAAAAGAAUUGCUGGUUGGAAAUUGACUGUCAUCUUCUUGUCGAGAAAAACGGGCACUUUUUCACCUGCACAGAGUAUCAAAUCGCCUGUCGUCCUCUUCAACACGACGCUUGGGAGUUUAACUCAAACUCAGAUAUCGCUGGAUUUCAUCACGAUAGCGAAGGCGAUUUCGAAUACAUGAUAUCCAACAUAGACGAAGCGUUUGUAUCAGAUCCACAACAACAUUACUAUAUUCAAAUAUUUCCUACUUGUAAGCCUCAACAAAUCAUUCAGGCUUUUCCUCUGGUGAUUGGUCCAAUUGCCAUUGAAGACCAGCAGACAACAGUACACCAUUCCAAUCAAUGGUGUGACAACAGAGUCCUAUCGCAAAGCAUCUUUCAUGCCUGUUGUGUACAGGAACACACCUUUCUAGUUAUCAAGGAGAAUUGGGAAUUGGGUACACCAGGCAAAAUGUGGGAUUCCGCCCUUGUCUUGUCUCAAAUGUUUUCCGACAAGAUCAAGUCAGAUCCCACUCGUUUUAAAAACCAUAGAAUAUUAGAUUUAAGUGCUGGAACCGGUUGCGUGGGUUUAUUAAUGGCAAAAUUGUACAAAGAAAUAUACGAUGAAAACAAGGAGUAUUUGCCUCAAAUAACAAUGACGGAUCUACCACAUGCACUCGACCUAAUUUAUCAAAAUCGCGCUACCAAUCAUCUCGAAGGUUACACGGAAAUACAAGCAUUGACAUGGGGCAACUACGAUGAUGUCAAAACACUACUAUUAAAGGGCCCAAUUGACAUUAUCAUUGCUUCUGAUGUGCUUUAUGAACCAUCUUCUUUUAGUAAGCUCGUGCAGACCCUGGAUUGGUUAAGUGCUGCUGUCAAAAAUAUUGACAUUUUUUUGGGUUACAAACGAAGAGGUCUCAGCAGAGAGGACGAACAAAGCUUCUUUCAGAUCUGUGCAGAGAAAUUUCACAUCAACAUCUUGCCUAUUCAACCUGACAAUAAAUUAAUUACUAAUGAAGGUUGGAUUGUAGGUGGUGGUUUCUCCAAUAUCUUUAAGGAAACAGGUGUAAAUAUAUAUCAACUCGUACGCAAAUAACCACCCAGAUCUUUUUUUUCCCCCGUCUCUUUUAUAUCUAUAUUAUCUACAUUCUCUCUUAAUGAUACCAUCUUUCUCCUCCUCUCUCUUUAUCUAUUUCUCUUUAACUCUAGACUUUAUCUCAUACUAAGAAAAGAUAUUUAUAAAAAAAAAACGCGU
Messenger RNA from Mucor mucedo, 1478 nucleotides. RefSeq names its product putative methyltransferase-domain-containing protein. The record is from RefSeq and is a predicted model, not a curated record. Lineage: Eukaryota; Fungi; Mucoromycota; Mucoromycetes; Mucorales; Mucoraceae. The transcript is spliced from 2 exons. The coding region runs from base 48 to 1319 and encodes 423 amino acids.